UGCGGGCACAGAGUGGGGGCAAGAAGAAGGGACGUCGCCAAGAGCAAUGGCUGUCAGCCAGAGUCAAAUGACCACCACGGUUGACUCUAUCCGAAUAAAUGAGCUGAACAUGACGGAAACAGAUGCCAUCCCUGGGAGCGAAGUGAUGGGUCCGGAAGAAAAGUACAAAAUGAACCACAAGAAGCGAGGACUCGCUUUGAUCUUCAACCACGAUCGGUUCGACAGUCUCCUGGGCCUGCGUGACCGCCAGGGCACCUGCGUAGACCGGGAAAAUCUCUGUUGCAGGUUUCAGGAUCUAGGUUUCGAGGUGAAAUGCUACAACAACCUCAGAGCGAAAGAUGUACUACACAAGAUGUAUAAAGCGUCAAUCGCCAGCCACAUGGAUGCCGACUGCUUUCUCUGUGUUUUCCUGACCCACGGCGAUGGCAAUCACAUUUUUGCCCAGGACGCUAGGGUGGAAAUUUCCAAGCUGACGGACUUCUUCAGAGGCGACAGGUGUAAGAGCCUGGUGGGCAAGCCCAAGAUCUUCAUCAUUCAGGCAUGUCGCGGUGACAAGCUCGAAGAGCCUGCCCAGCCCAAGGAGGAGGUGGAUGCGACCCGCCUGCCUGACAGCAAGGAGACCCAGGUGGACGUGGCGUCUGUGUACACGCUUCCUGCCGGGGCCGACUUCCUCAUGUGCUACUCGGUGGCCGAAGGUUAUGUGUCAUACCGGGAUACUCAGGAUGGCUCGUGGUACAUCCAGGAUCUGUGUGAGGUGCUGGGGACGUACGGCACGACCCUGGAGAUCACGGAGCUGCUCACGCUGGUCAACAAGAAAGUGUCCCGGCGCCGAGUGGACAUCCUGGACAUCAGCAAGAAAAGGGGCGCCAAGAGCAAGAUGCAGAUCCCCUGCUUCGCCUCCAUGCUCACCAAGAAGCUGUGCUUCCUGCCCAAGCCCCAGUGAGCCGCGGCUUCAUUCUCUGUGUCUGUCUGCAGAAUGACUCCUCAUUCAUCUCUUGCAUACACGAGGGCCAAUCGCAUG
This is a messenger RNA of Sorex araneus (European shrew), 1021 nucleotides long. RefSeq names its product caspase-6-like. Bases 47 to 943 code for a protein of 298 amino acids. Gene Ontology annotation, cellular component: cytoplasm. The transcript is spliced from 7 exons. The record is from RefSeq and is a predicted model, not a curated record. NCBI's taxonomy places the organism in Eukaryota, Metazoa, Chordata, Mammalia, Eulipotyphla, Soricidae. Gene Ontology annotation, biological process: apoptotic process; proteolysis.